UUCUUCUUCCCUGUCUCUUCCACCUCCUCACGCAUCUUUGCUCUGUUUCUGUGAUUCUCUGGUUAUGGCGGAGACCUCUGCGCUUCUCUUCUCUCACCUCACCAUCUCUCGCGUCUGGGACACCGCUUCUUCGUCCCCUUCCUCCGCUACUUCUUCUCGUUUCCCGCUCACUUCUCGCGCUCGGCCGUUUCGUUCGACUCGAUUCGCCGCCAAGGCAUCACCUUACGGUGGCUUCUCCGAUGACGAUGAUUUCAGCUUCUUUCCAUGGUCCGAUGGAAAUAACGCCAUUGAAUGGGUUCCUGAAGAAAGAAUUACACUUUUCACCUCUGAUGGGCUCAUUCAGAUUGGAGGCAAUAUGGUUCCUCGCCGCGUCAAAUCAUCUAACAAGAAACACGGGAGGUCCAAAUCACCAGAAAAACAUCAAAAGUUUCAAGAAAGUGCAUACAUGGAUCCUGCACAAGGUCUAUGUCUCGGAGCUCUUUUCGACAUCGCAGCUACAAACGGACUUGAUAUGGGAAGAAGACUCUGUAUCUAUGGUUUCUGCCGUUCCGUUGAGAUGCUUAGUGAUGUUGUUGAAGACACUGUCUUAGAACAUGGUGGAGAGGUUGUUGCUACAGAGACAGAGAGCAAAGGAGGUUUACAAGAGAAGCUGACAAUGACGGUGGCGGUUCCAUAUCUCUGGGGUGUUCCUCCGGCUGCAGAAAGGCUUCACCUUGCGGUUCGAACUGGCGGAGGCAUCGUAGACAAAGUUUAUUGGCAAUGGCAUUUCUUGUGAAUCUUGAAAUUUCUCCAUAAUGGGUUCUUCUAACUCAAAAAGUGUUUAUAAAACAUUCAUUGUACAGAACCAUUACAUUUCGUUUAAAUGCCACUAAAUCCCCUUAAUCGUAUUCAUCUGUUUAGUUGA
Messenger RNA from Eutrema salsugineum, 904 nucleotides. RefSeq lists its product as uncharacterized. The transcript is spliced from 5 exons. Lineage: Eukaryota; Viridiplantae; Streptophyta; Magnoliopsida; Brassicales; Brassicaceae. The record is from RefSeq and is a predicted model, not a curated record. The coding region runs from base 65 to 775 and encodes 236 amino acids.